Messenger RNA from Sphaerodactylus townsendi, 5340 nucleotides. It is a transcript of the gene TRAF2, whose product is annotated as TNF receptor associated factor 2. NCBI's taxonomy places the organism in Eukaryota, Metazoa, Chordata, Lepidosauria, Squamata, Sphaerodactylidae. The transcript has 11 exons. The record is from RefSeq and is a predicted model, not a curated record. The coding region runs from base 336 to 1958 and encodes 540 amino acids. Gene Ontology annotation, biological process: regulation of apoptotic process; protein K63-linked ubiquitination; positive regulation of JNK cascade. Gene Ontology annotation, cellular component: plasma membrane signaling receptor complex; cytoplasmic side of plasma membrane; cytosol. Gene Ontology annotation, molecular function: tumor necrosis factor receptor binding; ubiquitin-protein transferase activity; ubiquitin protein ligase binding.
UCUCUUAUUUCGUUAGAUGCCGCCAGGAAGCCCACUUGCUGGGCACCGAGGCAACUUUCUCGUCUGUUUGCCAUUCAGCAAACGGUGUUCCCAGGCGCAGUGCUCCUGAACAUGGAAGGGUCGUUUGGUGCCUCAGAGACCUCUUCUCUCCGGAUUUGGGGAAAGUCCUCUAAAUUAGCAGCCGUUGCUGUUGCAGAAUACUUGCAAAUGUUGAAUGCCUCCGUUCUACCUGUCCUGGGGGGAAGGAAAGUGGUGUGAAUUUUGGCAGGUUGCUUCUGAGUCGAGGUGGCCGAGCAAAUGUCAAUGACCUGUUAAAAAUACCGAACCCGGAUUGUAUGGAGUGUCUUGAAGCCCACGUUGAUGCUCUGGUUCACAUGGCAGCAGCAAACCUGACUCCCCCCAGCUCUCUGGAAGUAAAUAAGCCAGGGUUUCCAAAGGAGAUCCUUGGAACUGAGUUGGAGGGGAAGUACCUGUGUACGGAGUGUAAGAAUAUUUUAAGGCGGCCAUUCCAAGCCCAGUGCGGACACCGGUACUGUUCCUCUUGCCUGAAAAAAAUCAUAAGCUCUGGGCCCCAGAAGUGUUCAGCCUGCAUUCAAGAAGGAAUAUAUGAAGAAGGCAUUUCUAUCUUGGAAACUAGUUCGGCGUUCCCAGAUAAUGCAGCCCGACGGGAGGUGGAGAGUCUUCCGGCCGUCUGCAUCAACGAGGGCUGUAUGUGGAAAGGGACAAUUAAAGAAUACGAGAGCUGUCAUGAAGGGAGCUGCCCGUUCAUGCUGGUCACCUGCCCGGCAUGUAAGGGCAUGGUCAGGCUGAAUGGAAAGGAGCGUCAUUCCGAACGGGAGUGCCCCGAGAGAAGCCUCAACUGUAAAUACUGCAAAGUCCUUUUCUACUUCCCCAAUAUUAAGGCCCAUGACGAAGUGUGCCCGAAAUUUCCUCUCACCUGUGAUGGUUGUGGGAAGAAGAAGAUCCCGAGAGAAAAGUUUCAAGAUCACAUCAAAACUUGUAGCAAAUGCAAAGCUCCUUGCAGAUUCCAGUUUGUUGGCUGCACCGAGUUGAUGGAAAACGAGAAGCUUCCUGAUCAUGAGAGCAAGUACAUGGGGGAGCAUCUCUACAUGCUGCUGAGUUUUGUGCUGAGUCUUGGGACGGAGUCCAGCAAGUUGCACUCCCUGCCGGGCCUCCCCACAGCUGAGGGCAGUUCUACUCUGUUGGGGGGCAACCCGCUCGUCUCCGAGUCAGAGAUUUCCAGCUCUUUAGAACUGUUAGGGAAAUGCGAAUCUCUGGAAAGGAAGACCGUCACCUUUGAGAAUAUCGUCUGUGUGCUGAACCGAGAGGUGGAAAGGGUGUCUCUCACAGCAGAAGCUUAUGGCCAGCAGCAUCAGCUGGACCAGGAGAAGAUAGAGGCACUCAGCACCAAGGUUCGGCAGCUAGAGAGGAGCAUCGCCCUGAAGGACCUAGCCCUGGCCGAGAUGGCCCGCACGAUUCAGGAGAUGGAAGCAUCCUCCUACGAUGGCAUCUUCAUUUGGAAGAUCACUGACAUUGCCAGGAAACGGCAGGAGGCAAUCAAUGGCCGCUCCCCAGCCAUCUUUUCUCCAGCCUUCUACACAAACAAAUACGGCUACAAAAUGUGCCUGCGCAUUUACCUCAACGGGGAUGGCACUGGACGCGGCACCCACUUGUCCCUCUUCUUUGUGGUGAUGAAAGGACCCAACGAUGCCCUCUUGCGGUGGCCUUUCAACCAGAAGGUCACCCUGAUGCUGUUGGAUCAGAAUAACCGAGAGCACGUGAUCGAUGCCUUUCGCCCGGAUGUCUCCUCGUCCUCUUUCCAGCGACCUGUCAGCGACAUGAACAUUGCCAGCGGCUGCCCACUCUUCUGCCCCCUUGCCAAAAUGGAGGCCAAGAACUCUUACGUCCGUGACGACACCAUCUUUAUUAAAGCCAUUGUAGACCUUACGGGCCUUUGACACCUCCUUUUCCCACUUGGAUCUAGGAGUAUCGAGCUGCCUCCCAGGCCGAGUUACAGCCCUCUGAAUAAUCCUCCUCCAAGGGCAGCUGUGAGGAGGGGGCUAGGUGCUAUCCCUGGGAAAAGGACCUGUUCUACUUGUUGAGGAAAGCACUGGAGACUUUUGGUCUUGGAAAUGCCAGUCAUUUAUAGUGACCCAUGUUCUUCAGGUGGCAGUGCCCUCCAACCCAUCCUCUCCGAGGGAUCCGAAAGCUGAGCACAAAAAAGCUCUUGCUACUUUUUUGAAUGAAUGAAUUCUGCAGUUUUCUCAUCUUGGGAAGGGUGGAGAGGGGUGGGUGCAGCAGUUGAGGCCCUUGUGAUGACCUGGAGCAUCUGCCAGAAGCCUGCUUGAGAGGGGGUGAGAUUUGGCCUGAGCCAUGCAGGUUUGGCACACUGUGUUGCACUCAUGGAAGAGGAUGCUCAGAAACAUGUGCAGAGAACAGGAAGGUGUCCCAUACAAGAGUCUUGCAGUGGCUGGUGAAGGAGGACUUCUCAGCCGGAUGGUGGGUUUGCUUAGGGGAAAUAGUGGACCGUAGAAGAAAUGGUUGCUGGAGUGGAUCCUGACUGCCAGUAGUUCCCCAGACUGGGGAGAAGGGUAGGUGCUGAAUCUGCAGCACCAGCAGGGGGCCUUUGGUUGGCCAGCUGCCAAAAUAGCAUGCUGAGGGCGAGAGAAGAAAGCUUAAGAUGUGGCUCAUUAAAUGCGUUGUCCUGCUCUACAAUGAGGUUCUGGGUUCCGUUGCAACAGAACAAAAAUGGAGUAUGUCUUUUUCCCCACCCGCAGUUUCUUAAAUAAAGCGCCCACCCUGCUACCUGCUUAAUAUUUCGGAGGUUAAGGCCAGGCUGAAGAGACAGGUUGUGCCGUGCAGGGGAACUACAGGCACGUGCCUCGUUGCGGGGGAUCGCUGCUAGGCUGGCGGCUUGCUACAUUUGGGUUGCUUGAAGAUAGUUGGCAGGCACACGGAAAGAAAACGGAUGGUUUGUGUGUGUUGCGGGGAAGUGCAGUGUAUGUGAACUUGUUUUAUUUUUCUGGCCAAGCUGCUGGGCAAUGUUGCCCCUUUAGCACAGGGUGCUAAGUCACCAACCUGUACAGAGGAGCUGCCAAGAGCUCUGAAGUCCUCGCAUGUCCUAAUUACCCCCCACUCCCCCCUUGGGAUUCUCCCCUUUGCCCCUAUGAUUUCAAGUGCAUCUUUCAACACUAUGACUUGCCUCCUCCAAACACAGAGUUUGCUAGGCAACCUUUCAUUUUCCCACUCCAUUGUUUGACAGGCAGAAGAGGUGGUCUCUUUUGUUGUCUGAUCCAAGUGAUUGCUUCUGUGUAGAUUGCAGGGGGUAUUUCCAACUGACAUGUGUUUCUAGUGUGCAACUAGGGCCAGACCCUUCGUGUUCUCUUCUCCUGUUCCCUAAUUCUCACCCCUUUGGGAUAUGAGUAGUCUGAAGCAGUUCUGUGUCCCUCCCAAGUGCACAACUCCGGGCUGUCUUCUGGCUGAUGCUACCAAAGGCAGUGGAUUGCCACGCUCCAUUUGGGUUUGUUGGGAAAGAGCAGGAAAUCUUGUGGGAUUUUUGUGGGCAUCUUUUCUCCCAGUUCUGAACCAGCAGCAGGGUCUUUUGGCAGAGGAAGAACUCCUACUCUGAAUUAAAUUUGGGGGUGUCAUUAUACCUAUGCAGUGUGUGCAAGACUUAUGGGCUAUUUGCUCUUGAUUGCUCUGGGAGUGUCACCUCCAAGGUGGUUGUGCUAUGUCUCUGCUUCAGAAAUGACUGACUGCUCCAAUUGCAUCUGGCCUGUUUAUACACGGUAUAAAGCCUUUAUUGGCAUUAUACUCUGGUCUGUUUAAAGGAUCUCAGAUAACGGGUGUUGGGGAAGACCUUUCUCUGCCUGAGACUGGUAUGCAGCUGCCAGUCAGAGCAGGCAAUGCUAAGCCAGAUUUGCUGAUGAUCUAAGACAGUUUCAUGUUUGAUGGUCAGAUGAAAAGGUUAGGGUACCCUUUUUUCUUACUUAAAAGUUUGGAGAUCCUAGAGACAUACCGCGAGGGACAACAGUCUGACUUGGCAGUUUCUUAUGUGUAUACUUUGCUUGCACAUUGAAGAUCCUAGAUUCAGAUGCUGACAUCUCUGGUGAAAGGAUCUUAUGAAGCAGGUGGCAUCCUGGAACACCGCUGCCACUCAGGAGUACAUGCUGGGAGGAUAGAUGGAGCAGCUGCCUGUACAACCCUGAACCCUGCUUCUGUGCUAGAACUGACUAUCAAAUUUGAGUCAUACCAAAGUCUCAUUCCUUCAUUGGGAAGCCAUAUAGUUAAGACUGUGCAAUUCCCUUCAGCACCUGCUUUGUGGAAAGGCAGUUUCUGGAGACGAUCUAAUCUUGGCCAGGCCCUACUAACUAGGGAAGGCAUACAGGCUUCUUCUCAAGAUUGUGCAUAGUGGUUUUUUUAAAAAACAACAACAGAAAGUCAAAACUAUAUUUUACAACCUGUGUAACUUAGACAGACUCACUUAAUAUUUAAUAUUUAUUCUGCUAGACAUAGAGACGGUCAAUGAGUUCUUGGGGAAGGCUAUACACCCUUGAUCACGGGCAUUCUUAGCACCUGUGGAGGUCCUGAGAUUCUGUCAUGUGACACACUUCAAAGCUUAUUUCUACAGCUAUAAAGGGCUACACGUUCACUUGUGCUUUCGUUAAGACGGCUGAGAUUCUUAAAAGGCCAAGAUCCUGACGAUGGUAUCACGUCAGUGGUAUGUUUUUCUGUAGUUGUGUGGAAGCACGGCCCUGCUCUGUAGAUAGAUAUAGAAGAACGUAUUUAGGAGAAUGCUCAAGCCGGGUGACAACAGCAUGAAAAAGGCACCGUGAUGCAACGUUUUCCCAACAGCAGCUUAUUAUAAACCAGUCUUCCAUUAGGGUGAGUUAACCAAGUUGCUAGUUAAGAUAGCUGAGUGCAGCGUCUGUUCAGAGGCAGUAUAUCUUUGAAUGAUGGUUGUUGUUGGGGCGGGGGGAGGGAUAUUAUUUUCAUGCCCUGUGUGUGGACUGCUCAGAAGUAUGUGAGUAACCACUCUGGGAAACAGGAUGCUGAGCUAGGUAUGACAACUGGCUUUGUGUAACUGGGUGCUGACACUUUUGUUCUAAUUCCCUUGUUCUCCCCCCUCCCCCCCAAAAGAAGAAGAAGAGGCUAAUUGCAAAAUCAAAUGAGGGAAGAGACUGGUGGUCACACUUUGCCGUUCAUUCCUUGGGUUUGUUUGUGGGAAGUGUGGAUUAUCAGCUACUGCCUAGAGAGUGGAUUUUGGUUCCAUUUCUGACAAUGAUGUUACGCUGUAUUGGUGAAGAAGCUGAAGUGGCUUAAUAAAAGCUGUGACCAAAA